AUGUCGAAGAUUUUCGAUAUCAAAAACAAGUUAGGGGAGGGACGUUAUGGUUUCGUUUGCAAAGGAGACUGGGAUGGAAAAACAGUGGCCAUCAAGCGAAUUCAACUACAUCAGUGCUGCAAACAAGAAGAAGAAGCCAUGAAAAAACUCGAUCAUCCGAAUGUCGUAAAAUUUUUUCACGCCGAGAGUGACGAGCAUUUCAGAUAUUACUGUCUUGAAUUGUGUGAUGGCUCGUUGGACCAAAUGUUAUCUAAAGACAAGGAACCAGAAAAAUUCUUGAAGGCCCACCCAAUGCUCAUACAAUUGCGUAACAUUUACCAAUUAGCUACUGGCCUGGAAUACAUUCACAAACAGGGACUGAUCCACCGUGAUCUAAAGCCGGAAAACGUUCUAAUUAAAGAAACUCUGAUGAAAUGGGCUGAUUUCGGACUGAGUAAACAAGUGAAUGAAAGAAGAACUUGUUCCAUGAGUGAAAUCAAGGGGACAAGGGAAUGGUUAGCACCAGAAUUAUUGAAACUACUCGUCACCGAAGAAGAAAUAACGCAAAGGGGAACAAUCAAGAGCGAUGUGUUUUCGGAAGGUCUUGUCUUUGGAUAUUAUCUUUCAAAUGGUCUUCAUCCGUUCGGUUCUCAUGAUAAAAUUUACUCCAACAUACUUAAAAACAAACUAAUUAAUCUAGAUAAAUGUCAACCGUGUGCGUAUGACAUAAUCAAGAGAAUGUUAGAAGGAAAGCCGGAAGAUCGAAUCAAUUCGUCCGAUGUCGCUGAAUUAAUUUACGAAAAGCUUGUGACACAAAAACAAUUUAUGGACUUAUGUUCGAGUGAUACUUAUCCUAGUUUAAAGGAUAUCAAAUACUUUCUGGAAAAAAGUGUGGAUGUCAACUUUGUCAAUCCUGAAGGAUGGACUCCCCUUUUAUAUCUGGCAAAAGCAAAAAAGGAUGUUGGCGAUAACAAUUUGGUUGAAAUAGUGCGGCACUUCAUAAAGAAUGGCGUCAACCUUGGUCAAACUUUGUUCUUCGCCAGAUCAAAUGUCUUGCAUUUAUUUUGUCGCUAUUAUAAAAAAGACAAUUUAAUAGACAUAAUUCGACUUCUGAUCGAACACGAAAUGGAAAUCAAUUGCAAGGAGACCUUCGAAGAUAAUGCUCUAACUAUAUUGUGUAUACAUUAUCAAAAAGAAAAUUUAGUUGAAAUCAUCACACUUUUAAUUCAACAUGGAAUCGACAUCAAUUGCAAAGACAGCAACGGAGAUAACGCACUUACUUUAUUGUGCAGCAAUUAUCAAAACGAAAACUUAUUUGAUAUACUUCAACUUUUGAUUCAUCACGGAAUUGAGAUCAAUUCCACGACAAAGGGCGGAUCGAAUGCUCUCAUUUCAUUGUGUCAAAACAAAAAUGUUUUCAAUUGCAAGAAUCACAGCGAAACUAACGCUGUAAUUGCCGAUAGUCACAAACGGGAAAAUUCAAUUGCAAUCAUUCGACUACUUAUUCACCACGGAAUCAAUGUAACUUGCACGGAUGACAGCGGAGAUAAUGCUCUCAUUUAUUUGUGUGGCAAUGAGGAAGCAGAGAAUUUCAUUGAAAUAAUUGAAAUUUUGAUUCAACAUGGAAUUGAUAUCAAUUUUAAGAAUAGCUCUGGACUGAAUGCUCUCAUGAUGUUGUUGUGUCAACGUAAACAAAAGCAGAAUUUAAUUGAAAUUAUUCAGUAUUUGAUUCACCAUGGAAUCGACGUCAAUUGCAAAGCCUCAAGCGGGUGGAAUGCACUUCACUAUUUGUCUUCUUUUUAUCAACAUGAAAAUGUAAUUGAAAUUAUUCGAUAUUUGAUUCAGCAAGGAAUCGAUGUCAAUGACAGGUGCAACGACGGAUCAAAUGCCCUUCACUGUUUGACUCGUAAUUAUCGUAAUGAAAAUUUAACUGAAAUAAUUCUAUUUCUGAUCGAAAGCGGAAUUGAAGUUGAUUGCAAGGAUAAUAACGAAGAAAACGCACUUACGUUAUUGUGCCGCAAUUAUCAAAACGAAAAUUUAAUUGAUAUAUUUCAACUUUUGAUUCAACACGGAAUCGAUGUCAAUUGCAAAAACUUCAGCGGGUGGAAUGCACUUCACUGUUUGUCUCAUUAUUAUCAAAAUGAAAAUUUAAUUGACAUUUUUCGGCUUUUGAUUAAAUAUGGAAUCGAAGUCAACUGCGAAACGGAACAACACCAGAAUGCUCUGAUUUUGUUAUUUGGGGCAAGAUAUCAAAAAGAAAAUCUAGUUGAAAUAAUUCGACUUUUAAUUCGACACGGAAUCGACGUCAAUUCCAAGAUAAACCAAUGGUAUCAUGCCCUUCACCUUUUGUAUGGUUAUUAUCGAAAUGAAAAUUUAAUUGAAAUUACUCGACUUUUGAUUGAACACGGAAUCGAUGUCAAUUGCAAGAACCAUCGUGGACACAAUGCUCUUUACUAUUUGUUUCGAUAUUAUAAAGAAGAAAAUAUCAUUGAAAUAACCCAACUAUUAAUUCAAUAUGGAAUGGAAGUGAAUUACCAAGACCGAAACACGAAUAAUGCCUUACAUUAUUUAUGCACAUUUUAUCAAGAAGACAAUUUAAUUGACUUAAUACGACUUUUGAUUCGACACGGAAUCGAUGUCAACUGCAAUGGUAGCCUUGGAAGAAGAGCCCUUGAUAUCUUGUGUCAAUUCUACACCAAAGAAAAUUUAGUUGACAUUGUUCAAAUUUUUCUUCAGCAUGAAAUGGAAGUCGAUGAUAAAGAAGACUGGGAAAGAAAUAAUAAAUUUUAUGGCUUGUGGCCUUAUAGAGAGAAAGAUUACAGCGACUUUAAAAAAUGCAUGCAUUCCUUGUGCCAAAGUGAUCAAAAAGAAAAUUUAAAUGAAAUCAUUCGACUUCUAAUUGAAAAUUGUUGCGUUGUGACGUCAUAUACGUUAACUUCCAACGCAUAUGAAAUGAGAAAAGAAAGACGACAUGAAAUUGUGCAAUACAUCGCAGGGUGUUGCGGUAAGGUACACAUAGAAAAAGAAUGGAUCCAACAUAUGACACAAGGUUUUGUUAAAUAUUUUGACUAAAUCCCGCCAAAAUCCUCUGUAUCGCUUCAAUGCAUGUUAGAUAGCCUUACCCACUUUAUGAACCGUUAAUAUAAUAGAGGAACUGAUUUCUCUUGAUGUAAUUUUUUCGAAUAUUUUGUUAUGCAAAGUGAAAAAUAAAAC
Messenger RNA from Daphnia pulicaria, 3192 nucleotides. Its product is annotated as ankyrin repeat domain-containing protein 50-like. Bases 1 to 3051 code for a protein of 1016 amino acids. Gene Ontology annotation, biological process: IRE1-mediated unfolded protein response; intrinsic apoptotic signaling pathway in response to endoplasmic reticulum stress; protein phosphorylation. NCBI's taxonomy places the organism in Eukaryota, Metazoa, Arthropoda, Branchiopoda, Diplostraca, Daphniidae. The record is from RefSeq and is a predicted model, not a curated record. Gene Ontology annotation, cellular component: IRE1-TRAF2-ASK1 complex. Gene Ontology annotation, molecular function: protein serine/threonine kinase activity; ATP binding; RNA endonuclease activity. The transcript is spliced from 4 exons.